UAAGCUACAAGGUUCAAAGUGCUCCCGUUAUAUCUUGUCCUUGAUAUUAACUCACCUACUUAAACCUCUGUUUUUCAGUUUUUCUGUAAUUUACUGCAUAUAUGCGUUCGCGAUAAUUAGUUUUAUAGGUGUUGAACAUUCAUAUAAUCUCAAGUGAUUAAAGGUUAUUAGACUGUCAUAUCUAAAACGUUUGACGAAAUCCAUUCCUUCAUCCUAAUCUGAUCAUCAUGGUUAAAGUUCUUUCGACAUUUUUCAAUGGCGCCACACAGUUGUAAAGGUUGUUUAAGAGACGUAAUGGCAGCUAGGAUGUCUAAGAAAAACACGGAUCCACCAAUGGAAGUUAACGGUGUCGAUGAAGCCCAUACAGUCCACAAUUUGUCAAUGCCAUGGUUUGGUAUGGACAUAGGUGGCUCGCUAUGCAAGUUAGUGUAUUUUGAACCUAAGGAGCUUCCAGGAACCAGGGAAGAGGCAGCUUCCCAAGUAGAGACUCUAAUGAACAUUAGGAGGUACCUUACAAAGAAUUCUGCAUAUGGAAAGACUGGUCAUCGAGACAUGCAUUUACAGAUGGAUAACGUAAAAAUACGAGGUAUAUUAGGCACAUUACAUUUUAUUAGGUUCCCAACGAGUGGAAUGAAAAAUUUUCUUAGUCUGGCGAAAUACAAAGGUAUGGCAAAACUAGUAACCACAGUAUCCGCCACUGGCGGAGGAGCGUACAAAUUUGAAGAAGAUUUCAGGCGGGAAGUGAAUUUAAAACUUGCCAAAUUCGACGAAUUUGACUCACUAUUAGCAGGAUUACAUUACAUAGAUAGAAAUAAUCCCUCCGAGUGUUAUUACUGGGCGAACUCAACAGAUGAAGAAAGGUGUAGUAAAGUGAACUACGAUUUUUCAAGGCCUUAUCCCUUCCUCAUUGUAAAUAUAGGAUCUGGAGUUAGCGUUUUAGCAGUAUAUUCAGAAACCCAAUAUAAACGUAUUUCAGGUACUAGUAUAGGAGGAGGUACAUUUUUAGGACUUUGUUGUCUUUUAACUGGCUGUAAUACAUUCGAAGAAGCAAUAGGUUUAGCUGCUGAAGGUGACAAUCGAAACGUAGACAAACUCGUUAGGGAUAUAUACGGAGGUGACUACGCACGAUUCGGACUUCCAGGAGAUUUAGUAGCUAGUAGUUUCUCCGCCUUGUGUAGCUUUGGACAAAUGAAUUCGAGAGAAAGGCGCAGCAACGUCACCAAACAGGAUCUGGCUAGAGCGACGUUGGUAACGAUCACUAACAACAUCGGAUCUAUAGCGAGAAUGUGUGCGAUACAGGAAAAAAUUGAAAGGGUGGUCUUCAUCGGUAACUUUUUAAGAGUAAAUCCAAUAGCAAUGAAACUAUUGGCUUAUGCUAUGGAUUACUGGUCCGACGGUACAAUGAAGGCACUCUUCUUGGAACACGAAGGAUAUUUUGGAGCAGUAGGAUGUCUUCUGCAGUUCCACGAAGAAUUGAAAAGUUAAAUAAUGAUAAAGUCAUCUGUGCACAUAUAUAAUUCUAUGCGAAUCCUUAAAUUAGUUUCUGUGAGAUAACAUGUAUCUCUUUCGCGAAAGGAAGUUAUAAAGGGUAAUGAUUUUGUGAGAUUGUCGAAAGUAUAUUCCGUUUACUAUUUUGUAACAGGAAUCUUUUUUCAAACAUCGAUUCUUUGAUAUAUUAUCGAUAAUCGAAUACUAUCGAUAUGUAGUUGAAUGACAUGAUGACGUUGGCAGUUAACAUUCGUCAUUAUCUCAUCAUCGUAAAAAUAUAAAAAAAUUUAUCACUGUACAGAUCUCGAAAGUGUUAUUUAUUUUAUAAAUACAUAGUUAAUUUCUGAGAGUACAUGAGAUUACUUGAAAUCAAUUUUAUAUUAAACCAUACUGUAUAAACAUUAUAGUAAUAAAAAAGUGUAUUUAUUCUCGUAAA
Molecule: messenger RNA, 1924 nt
Organism: Diabrotica virgifera virgifera (western corn rootworm)
Lineage: Eukaryota; Metazoa; Arthropoda; Insecta; Coleoptera; Chrysomelidae
Gene: fbl
Product: pantothenate kinase 3
Exons: 8
Coding region: 256-1485 (409 amino acids)
Biological process (GO): coenzyme A biosynthetic process
Cellular component (GO): cytosol; nucleus
Molecular function (GO): ATP binding; pantothenate kinase activity
Source: RefSeq, a predicted model, not a curated record